Molecule: messenger RNA, 8431 nt
Organism: Pimephales promelas (fathead minnow)
Lineage: Eukaryota; Metazoa; Chordata; Actinopteri; Cypriniformes; Leuciscidae
Source: RefSeq, a predicted model, not a curated record
GGUGAGCCGCGGCAUUCCUCGUUCCUCUCUCUAUUCUUCUCCGUCUGCCGGCUGAUGCUCGCGCGUUACCUCAGCGCAGAUAUGAGUGCAGAUCGCAGUGAAGUUUGAAGAACACCGAGAGCGGCGCGCGGUCGUGUUAUUAUUUACAUCAAACUUGCUGCAGAACUCCUCGAGUUCGUAACUUUCUCUUUUAUCCGUUUGGUUUGACCAUGGGUCCUUUCCGCAGAAAGACGUUUUAUUGGCCCGUUUGGUCAUUUGCUGUUGUUUUUGUGCUUUUGAGUCAGCGUUGUCAUGGAAGUUGUUCCGAAAGAGAGCUGAAAAAAAGAGAAGAUGAGGCGAAUGUAGUUUUAACCGGGACUGUAGAGGAGAUCAUGAACAUGGAUCCAGUGCACAACACUUAUUCCUGUAAGGUCAGGGUAUGGCGCUACCUGAAAGGUAAGACCAUGAUAAAUGGAGAGGUGCUGCUGGACGGAGGAAACAAGGUCAUGAUCGGCGGCUUCGGGGACCCCCAUAUUUGCGACAAUCAGGUGGCCACCGGAGAUACCCGCAUUUUCUUUGUCAACCUGGCCCCUGAGUACAUGUGGCCGAGCCACAAGAACGAACUGAUGCUCAACUCAAGUCUGAUGAGGAUUACUCUCCGCAACUUGGAGGAGGUAGAGAACUGCGUUGAAGAUAAACCUGUUCACUUCACACCGGCUCCUCCUCCCGAUGGUUGCCGAGGGAAGCUGUGCGGAUUUGGAGCGUUGUGUGAAAGAAACCCGGCUGACCCCUCUAAAGGAGAAUGUGUGUGUAAGAAGAUUGUGUGUACGUCCGUUGUGGCGCCGGUGUGCGGAUCAGACUCCUCCACCUAUUCCAAUGAGUGUGAGCUGGAGAAGGCCCAGUGCAAUACACAGAGACGCAUCAAAGUGAUGCGCAAAGGCCCCUGUGCCCUGAAGGACCCGUGCAGUGAGGUGACCUGUAGCUUUGGCAGCACCUGCAUCCAGUCAUCAGACGGUCUGUCCGCCAAGUGCAUGUGUCCUCUGAGUUGUGAGAACGUCCCCAAGCACGUGGUGUGCGGCAGCGAUGGCCUGGACUACCAAAGCGAAUGUGAGCUCAACAUGAAAGCCUGCGCCACCCAGAAGAACAUCCGAGUGCAUCACCAAGGCCGCUGUGAUCCUUGCAGCGACACUCUGAAUAGCGUGAAUGUGGCCUGUCGGGUGAACCCAAAAACGUACAAGCAGUUCACCUUCUCCCCAGCUGAGUCCUGCCUGCCCGACACUACGCCCAUCUGCGCCAGUGAUGGCCGCACCUACGAUAGCGAGUGUCAGAUGGAGCGUACGGCCCUGCAGAGCAAUCUGGAGCUCAAGAAGGUCUAUUUAGGCAGCUGCAAGGAGAAAGAUCUUAACAUGGAGAGCCCUUGCCUGAAGAAGACCUGUGAGUUUGGAGCCGUGUGCGUGGUGAAGAACAGCGAGCCAGUGUGUGAAUGCUCAGAUGCGUGUUCGCAGGACCAAGACCCUGUUUGCGGCAGCGAUGGGCACACUUACAGCAACUCAUGUCAAAUGAAGGCCAUGGGAUGCGCCCUUCAGAAACAGAUACAGAUGCAACACAAAGGACCAUGUGCAGAUGAGUCCUGCACCAACUGCUCGUUUGGCGCGAUCUGCGAUUCUCAGACUGGCCGGUGCGUGUGCCCCAAAGGGUGUUUGGAAACACGGCAGCCCGUGUGCGGCAGCGACGGGGUGACAUACGACAACGAGUGCAAGCUGAACGUUAAAGCCUGCACUAAGCAGCUGGAUCUCAGAGUGGUGGCCCAUGGAGAAUGCAAAACUUGUGGCAGCACUGUUUGUAGCUGGGGAGCUCGGUGCGUGCAGAACAAGUGUGAGUGUCAGCAAUGCACGGGUCAGCCAGUAAAACCCGUGUGUGGCAGCGACGGCACCACCUACAACAACGACUGUGAGCUGCGUCUGGCAGUCUGCAAGAAACAGAGGAAGAUUGAGUUGGCCAAACCUGGCGCCUGUGAUGAAGACUGCGGAUCAGGAGGCUCAGGCUCAGGAUCUGAGACCUGCGAGCAGGAUCGUUGUAAACGAUAUGGCGGAUGGUGGGACGAAGACACGGAGGACGAGCGCUGCAUAUGUGACUACACCUGUCAAACUGUGCCACACAUCCCCGUGUGUGGCUCAGAUGGGAACACGUACAGCAGCGAUUGUGAGCUGAAGAAAUCCAGGUGCGAGAAGCAAAUGGACCUGCUGCUCCAGAGUCAAGGCCCCUGUCCAGAUAUCACAUCAGUUCCUCCAGAGCUCAAUUCCUCCCAGCACUGUAGCGAAACUGUUUACGGAUGUUGUGAAGACAACAAGACCGCUGCCCUGGGUGUUGGACUGGCUGGAUGUCCUAGUGUGUGUCAGUGUAACCAUUACGGCUCAUACGGAGGCACCUGUGACCCCUCCACCGGCCAGUGCUCCUGUAAACCCGGCGUCGGGGGACUCAAGUGUGACCGCUGCGAGCCCGGAUUCUGGAACUUCCGAGGCAUCGUCACAGAGAACAUGAGCGGCUGCACACCGUGUAACUGUGAUGGAGUAGGUUCGGUUCGUGACGACUGUGAGCAGAUGUCAGGGCUGUGCUCAUGUAAGCCCGGAGUUAAGGGCAUGAAAUGCAACGUGUGCCCCGACGGCAGCAAGAAGGGAGCCAACGGCUGUGACAAAGGACCUCAGGCACCCAAGUCCUGUGAUGAGCUUGUGUGCCACUUUGGGUCAUCAUGUGUGGAGGUGAACGGACAGGCUCACUGUGAGUGCCCAUCGCCAGAUUGUGACGAAAAGAAUAAGACCAAGGUAUGUGGUUCUGAUGGAGUCACCUAUGCAGACCGGUGCCAGCUGAGGACCAUUGCGUGCCGACAAGAUAAGGAGAUCACAGUGCAGCAUUUAGGCCAGUGCAAAGAAUCCAUUGAGCUGAUGGCCAAACCCACCCCCUUCCCAACCACCCACCGCACCACCCCUCCCACCGCUUACGUCAAGAUCACCAAACAGCGCCAUGGCCACACCACCACCACCACCACCACCAUUCUUAAGGAUGUGGACAGAUUCGUGGUGGAGGCACUGCCUCCACCGAGGAUGGCCGAGGCAGAAAAGUUCUUCAGCUCUUUCACCACCCACCGCCCCACAACACCCUACAAACCACCCCGCACCUCAUCCCCACCCGAGGACUCCAGCCCUUACUUUGAGGAGUCGGGCAGUGGAGAGCCCAGUGGGGACGACGAGAUGGUGAGCGGAAUGGAGGAGAGCGGAGAAGAGCCACUUGGUACAACAGUAGCAACUACCACACUUCCCACAGCCGAGGAGCGAUCCUCCUGUGACAACACUCCUUUCGGCUGCUGUCCCGAUGGGAAGACAGCCGCCAUCAGCUCUGAGGGCACAAACUGCCCCUCCACCAUGCGUUUCAGUGGCUUCCUGCACCUGGAUAAGGUAGAGGGUCAGGAGGUCUUCUACACGCCUGAGAUGGACGACCCCAAGUCGGAACUGUUCGGUGAAACGGCCCGGAGCAUCGAGAGCGCUCUGAAUGAGUUGUUCCACAAGUCAGAUGUCCAGAAAGACUUCCAGAGUGUCCGUGUGAGGAAUCUGGCCCCCAGCAACUCCAUAAUAGCCUUUGUCGAGGCUCACUUUGACCCAGACACAAGGUUCAGCGUGGAGGAUAUUGAGGGAGCCCUUCUCAAACAGCUCAAGGCAUCUAAAGACACUGGUAUCGUUGUGAAGAAACCCGAGGAAGAGAACAUUCGCAUCACCAACUAUGGUCUUUCAACCGUUCCUUUCUUCACCACCACCACCACCGUGGCGUCUGUCACAACUCCCACCACCACCACGUUGUCUCCCACUUCUGCUUUUACCACUCUCCGCCCGACGACCACCAACAGACGGCCCUUCACCAGCCGCAGGACCACCACAGUAGCACCAGCCACCACCACUCCAUCCCAGGCCCCCACAACCACAGUCUUCCUGAGCAACAAACCGGUGGCCCACGCCAACAGGCCGUGCGACUCUCAGCCCUGCCGUCACGGCGGAACCUGCGAGGAGGAGGACAAUGACUUUACUUGCAUCUGUCCCGCUGGAAGAGGAGGAGCCGUGUGCGAGAAAGUUAUAAAGUACUUCAUACCAUCCUUCGGUGGAAAGUCUUACAUGGCUUUCCAAACCAUGAGGGCCUACCACACUGUGCGCAUUGCCAUGGAGUUCAGGGCUUCGGAAAUGACCGGGAUAUUGCUCUACAAUGGCCAAAAAAGCAAAAAGGACUUCCUGUCUCUGGCAUUAUUUGAAGGAAAGGUGGAGCUUAGGUUUAACACUGGUUCUGGGACGGCUUCAGUUAUCAGUAAGGUCGUGGUAAAGCCGGGUCGCUGGCAUCAGCUCGUAGUUGUGCGUAAUAGGCGUAACGCCAUGCUGAGCGUGGACAAUGAGCCGAUGGUUGAAGGACAAAGUCCCCCAGGAACAGAUGGACUCAACCUGGACACAGACCUUUUCAUCGGAGGAGUGCCGGAAGACAUGAUAGUAGAUGUAAAGGAGAGGACGUCAGUUUCAACAGGCCUUGUGGGUUGCGUCCGCAUGUUGGACGUCAACAACUUCGUUUUUAACCUACAAGAGAAUGGCGGGACCGUUCUAUAUGGCUCGGCCAUUGGCGAGUGUGGCAACAACCCAUGCCUGCCGAAUCCCUGCAAGAACAGAGCCUCCUGCCAGGUCAAAGAAGCCGAGAUGUUCCACUGCAAAUGUGUCAACGGUUUCUCUGGUCCGACCUGCGCUGACGCCCACAACCCCUGCGACCCCAAUAAAUGCCACCCAUCAUCACGGUGCCAGGUUCUUCCAGAGGGAGGUUACAAAUGCGAAUGUCCAAUGGGACGUGAAGGCAAGCACUGUGAAAAAGUGUCAGACAAGGGAGGCGCUUUCAUUCCUUACUUCACUGGUGACUCUUUCUUGGAGCUCAAAGGCCUUCAUCUCUAUGGCCAGGAUCUGAGGCAAAAAUUCAGCAUGACUGUCGUUCUGUUGGCCAAUGACUCCAAAGGCAUGAUUUUCUACAAUGGUCAAAAGACGGACGGCAAAGGAGAUUUCAUCUCUUUGUCCCUGAAUGAUGGUAUCCUAGAGUUUAGAUAUGACCUGGGCAAAGGGCCGGCUGUAAUUAGGAGUAAAGAAAAAAUCAAGCUGAACGAGUGGAACACAGUGAAUCUGGAGCGAGCCAGCAGAAAGGGAGAGAUCAGCAUUAACGGCAAAGACCCCGUCAGAGGAGAGGCGCCGAAAUCACGCAAGAAUCAGCACACAGAUCUUAAUCUGAAGGAGUCGCUCUUUGUGGGCGGAGCCCCUGAUUUCCGCAAAGUAGCCAGAGCUGCUGCGAUCAAAGAUGGUUUUAAAGGGGCCAUUCAGAAGAUUACUCUGAUGGGAAUUCCAAUCCUGAAAGCUGAAAAUGCCCUUCAAUCAAGUGAUGUGUCCAUGUAUCCCUACCACCCUUGCUCUAAUGAUGUUUGUGAGAACGGAGGCCGCUGCAACCCCCAGUUGGACAGUUAUGAGUGCGUCUGCCGCCACGGAUUCGCCGGACAACACUGCCAGGACGCAAUAUUCGAGAAAUCUGCUGGGGACAUGGAGGCCAUUGCAUUUGAUGGCCAUACAUUCAUCGAAUAUCACAACGGAGUCACCAAAAGCCAACUGACCAAUGAGAUCCCAGACCCUGAGUCACUGGAGAACCCGUCUGACCAGAGUGAGAAGGCCCUGCUGGUGAAUAAAUUCGAGCUGAGCAUCAAGACUGAGGCUACUCAUGGUCUGAUUUUGUGGAGCGGCAAGGGAGUAGAACGUUCCGACUACAUCGCCCUCGCCAUCGUGGACGGCCGCGUGCAGAUGACCUAUGACCUCGGCUCCAAGCCUGUGGUGCUGCGCUCCUCUGUACGGGUCAACACCAACCGCUGGAUACGAAUCAAGGCCAGCAGAGCGCUCAGAGAUGGCUCACUGCAGGUUGGUAAUGAGGCAGCUGUCACUGGGUCAUCACCCUUGGCUGCCACACAGCUGGACACAGACGGCGCUCUCUGGUUGGGUGGUCUGGAAGAGCUGUCUGUAGCCCGCCGGUUGCCCAAGGCUUACAGCACAGGCUUUGUCGGCUGCGUGAAAGAUGUGAUAGUCGACGGGGUGGAACUACAUCUGGUGGAGGACGCCUUAAACAGUCCCAAAAUAUUACACUGUUCGGCCAAAUAGCCUGGCACCACCAUUCCUCCCAACACCAUGUCUACUGCUGUAAUUAUUUUUCUAUUUUUUGUAUACUUUUCUUUGCCUUUUAUAUUGGAAAAAUUACGUUGUUUUAAUUAUGAUUUUUUUUUUUUUUUUUUUUUUUUGUGCGUGUGUUUUUUUCCCCCCCGUCUUUGCGUCCAAUCAUAAUCAUGUCCACCGUCGGCGAACAUGGUGUCACAAGACAAGCAAAAAGUCUUAUUACAUCUGUGCUGUUUCUAUGACAAACAACAGAACAUGUACUUGCUUAUUACUUGAACAGUGUCAGAUGAGAUCGGUGCUGUCUGGAUUGCCUUCUCUCGGUGCCAUAUAGCUCUCGUCACCGAACAUUCCUCUGAGCUGUUGCUGUUCUCCGUUACUGCAUUAAAAAAGGUCUAAACGAAACGACUUUCCGCUUUAUCGGCACGUGACGGCAACCGUUAAACACACUGAGCAAGACCAUGUACGAUAUUCCUCAUUUAUGAUACCACUAACAGGGGUGAAAGCUCAAAACUUGGAGCUUUUGAAUCCCAAACUGAUAGUAGCUGAUGUAACAUUUAGCAUUCCUCAAAAUUCACCCUUGUUUUUACCAUGCAAACGUCAUUAUUGACCUGUGAGAUGUAAUAAAUAGUAACGAAAUACAUGAGACUGUGAAUUUUGAAGAUGCUAUUUUUGUUGCGAUCAUUCGUCUCAUGUGUUGUGCAUAUCUAAAGAGCAAUUACUUAUAUAGAUAUACAUUUAUAUAUAUAUAUACUAUGUGACCACUUGUUGCAUGCAUCUUUUUAAGUGUUGAGUUGAUUUUGCCUUGGUUUUCUUGAUCUUCAUCAUUCCAUUCAGGGCAGAAAUGUAGCUGACUACAUUGCAAUCUGGACAUCUGAUUAUUCAAGUUGUGUGUGUGUGUUGGAAAAACGCCCGUUGCAGCAACUCAACUUUGGGAGGCGCUGUAACACAGGAUGAGAUGAGAGACUCGAAACACAUCAGGUGGACAAAAACAGCAUUGACAUUCUUGGCAUGUUCCGUCAUCGAACAAAAAUCAUGUUUUCACUGCAUUUUUUUUUUUCUUCUAUCAUGUAUCAAAUGAAAAUGUCGCUUUAAAAAUGCUGUCAGCACUUGCUAUAAAAAAAGGGAUGAUGUUUGUAGACCCCUUGCAUCCUAUGACUGUGGCCCCCAUGUUCUACGUAACCAGUGAAAAUAUUAAUGCAUGGGUUUAUCAAGUCAAAAUGGUUUUUGUAACCUGUCCCAAGAGAAAUGCAAUGCUGUGGUGCUGUCUCUGUGCAAGAAAUAUGAGUUUGAUACGAGAUGCUUUGCAAUAUUCCACUCCAAAUAAGUAUCACAGUAUCUUUUUUUUUUUUUUUUUUAACAAACCCUGGGACAUACAAGAUCAUAAACAUCAUCAUGUACAGCCCUGUGUAAAUUUGUUACUGAGGUUUUGUUUUAGUAUUAUACACUGGAAGCGAGUCUGACUUGUCUCUACACGGCAUAUCCUGAGCGAGGGGAUGGAUCUGGGAAUAAUCGAUCAUUUAUUUGUUGUCACAGGAUGUCUAGUGUUCCAGACGGGACCGGAAGCCCUUCGUUACUGCACGAGCUGUAUGGACCAUGCACCCUUUUUAGUAUAGCGCCCUCACCUUCACCUUUCCAGCGGACUCGAUUUUUCGAUCUCUUUUGUAAUAAUUUUUUUUUGACAUCCUCCAGUAGCUUUGCUCUCAAGGGAUGAGGCUCAUGGUGAGAACCACCAUGGAAAUCUGCUGUGUGAAUGGAAACUGAGAAAUGCCUUAAAAUCAUUCACCGUUCAUGGGUGACAAAAGUUCAUAUCCAUAUUGUUCUGUGCUCUCUCACUUUUCCAGUAUAUUAGCCUCAUUCCCAUCAUGUAAAUGAAUUCAUAAAUGUUAAUAAUUAUAUUAAUAAUGCUUAUGAGAAUUUCCAGAAGGCCUCGAUAAUAGUGGUUCUGGACUCUACAAAAAUACUAUUUACUGUACAAAUACUAUUUUCAGUAUCUUAUUUAUGUCUUAAGAGGAUUCUCAGUCUGGCAUUUGUAAACUACUGUUUCGAUUGAUUGAACUAAACCUGAUGGGCAGUGCACAGAAUGAGGCAUGACGUUACCAUUACUAACUUUAUUACUUGUGUCUUGUGUUCCAACCACCAUAAAAUAAAAUGUAAAACAAACUGAGCUGACUUUCUGUAACAUUUACUUCUGAUAACGUCUGUGAAUAAAUCCCUCCAGUUCCCAAAUUGUCUAA